Fundulus heteroclitus (mummichog) is the source of this 2176-nucleotide messenger RNA. RefSeq names its product NSFL1 (p97) cofactor (p47) (gene nsfl1c). Gene Ontology annotation, molecular function: ubiquitin binding. The coding region runs from base 22 to 1248 and encodes 408 amino acids. Lineage: Eukaryota; Metazoa; Chordata; Actinopteri; Cyprinodontiformes; Fundulidae. Gene Ontology annotation, biological process: nuclear membrane reassembly; autophagosome assembly; membrane fusion. Gene Ontology annotation, cellular component: cytosol; nucleus. The transcript has 10 exons. The record is from RefSeq and is a predicted model, not a curated record.
GAGGGGGUUGUGAGGAUACAAAUGCUGAUUGAAGCAAAACGACAGGGCCCAACAAAACAGAAAGUAAAGUCAAGAGAGGGCAGCAGCAAAGUGGAAGCGGACGGCUCGUUGAAGGAGCAAAUCAAAAUGGCGAGUCAAGAGGAGUCAGUGAGGGAGUUCGUCGCUGUUACCGGCGUGGAGGAGGAGAGAGCCCGCUUCUUCCUGGAGUCCGCCGGCUGGAACCUGCAGCUUGCGCUUGGCAGUUUCUUUGAGGACGGCAACGACGAUGACAUCAUCACGCUUCCUCAGCCCGAGGGCGGCUCCUCUGUGUCUCGUUCUACUGGGCCCAGUAGUCAGCCCAGAGUGACGUCCUUCAGAGAUCUGAUGCACGAGGCAGAGGAGGAAAGCGAUGAGGAGGAAGGUCAGAGGUUUUUUGCGGGGGGAUCAGAACGCAGCGGGCAACAGAUUGUUGGCCCCCCAAAGAAAAAGAGCUCCAAUGAGGUGGUGGAGGAUCUGUUCAAAGGGGCCAGAGAACAUGGGGCUGUGCCACUGGACCGCAGUGGGAAAGGACCCGGAGAAGGCAGCAAAGCAAGGGCUUUUGUCGGUGGGGGUUACAGACUGGGGGCCGCUCCUGAAGAGGAGUCGACCUACGUAGCCGGGGAGAGGCAAGGCUCCAAAAGCCAGCAAGACGUACAUGUGGUGCUGAAGCUGUGGAAGACGGGGUUUAGUCUGGACAACGGUGAACUUAGACCCUACAGCGACCCUGGAAAUGCAAACUUUCUGGAGGCAAUCAGGCGGGGGGAGAUUCCUCUGGAGCUGAGGCAGCGCGCUCGGGGAGGCCAGGUCAACCUAGACAUGGAGGACCACAGGGAUGAGGACUUUACCAAGCCCAAGAUGACCUUUAAAGCCUUUGAAGGUGAAGGACAGAAGCUGGGAAGUGCCACUCCAGAACUGGUUUCUCCACCCACCUCCCAGCAGAACCAGGCGGCAGACGAGGCCCAGGCCAGUUCCUUCGUGAGCCUCGACUCCUCCCAACCCACAACUAACAUUCAGAUCCGCCUGGCCGACGGCGGCAAGCUGGUCCAGAAGUUCAACCACACCCAUAGGGUGUCCGACCUGCGGCAGUUUGUGGUGUUGGCCCGGCCCGCGAUGGCAGCCAGAGAGUUUGCUCUGAUGACCACCUUCCCCAGCAAGGAGCUGACAGACGAGGGCCAGACGCUGCAGGAGGCCAACCUCCUCAACGCCGUCAUUGUCCAGAGGCUAAAGUGAGGCCGGGAGACGGAGCAGCACCCCGUUCCUCCGCUCCCCUCACCCUGAAGAGGCUGAGAAUCCACAGCCCCUCUGAGGGAGGAGAACACACGAACUUAUACGGACUUCUAGUUUCUGAUUUUUGUUUUUCUAAAAUGAAAUGUAAGAUCUUGCUUCCCAUCCCCUCCCUCUCCUCCAUUAUUCCCCCCCCCCCCCCCCCAUCAGACUCCAGAGGGCUGAAACACAGAUGAGCCAGUCAGCCUGCGGAUGCUGGCGACUUCCUGUUUUGAUUGGUUUUACCUGAAAGUAAGAGCCCAGCUGAAGGAGCGUCAUGCCGGCAACAAGGGUGUUCACUUAGGAAUCAAGUCCAAGGAUAUUCUCUUUACUUUCUACUCUGAUCUGGCCGUUGAACAAAGUUUAUAGUCUGGUACUGGAGAUUUUCUCCACUUUUCUGUCUGAACGGCACAAAACCACAACUGCAGUUAAAAGAUUAAAUUGUCCACACACACACACACACACACACACACACACACACACACACACACACACACAGAUCAGGACAACGAUUUAACAAACAGUUCCUUUUCUUUAACCAACCAAUACCAGUAGCCUUACUCUUUUUUUUUUUUUUUCACCUCCAGCACCACACCGGCCCCCUUUUGUUGAAAAGCAGAUACAUUUAUUUUUUUAAAAGGCCUUUGUUUCUUAUCUCCUUUCCCUAACAACCAUGCUUUGCCCCAUUUCCACAGCAGCAUGAUGAUGGAUUCCAGCAUAAACCCGACUCCACAACUGGUGGAGCAAAUGAACUUAGAGAUUGUAAACACUGGCUUCAUUUAGUAGAAUCUGAAUUCCUGUAACAAUGACAUCUUCUAUGCAUCCUGGGGCAACACAGAAAUAUGUUUGGACCACCAGUGAAAUAAACUCAUUUUAUGGUUGAUGUAAGAAGAAA